This is a messenger RNA of Peronospora matthiolae, 276 nucleotides long. Lineage: Eukaryota; Oomycota; Peronosporomycetes; Peronosporales; Peronosporaceae. The record is from the annotation of a GenBank genome assembly.
AUGCAGGCCGGGUCCCUGAUACCGACUAGGACUUCUGAUGCGCGCGUAAACUGGGUCCACGGCCUGGAUCUUCCCAUGGAGCCAGGUGAGGUCGUCGGUGUAGAAGCGGGCGCAACAAUCCAAACCGGGGCAGCAGGCGUGCCGAAUCCUGUACUUAAGGUGGCGGCUGAUCGGAGUUUGUACGCUGCGGCGGUGGCCGGCCCCGACGCACGCAAUUUUGAUUGUGGGGAAUCCACCCUUCGUGCACCCUCGUUGGCACCACCGAGUAUACCUUAG